AUGUCGGGAGUGAAAAAGCCUCGUACGGCGCUGAAGUCGACCAACGUAUUCUUCCAGGCGCACCACGUCAGCCGGAGCAAGAGAGGCCAGGUCGUGGGGGCGCGGUCCGGCUUCAGAGGAUGCACUAUUUGGUUGACAGGGCUGUCGGGGGCUGGGAAGACCACCCUGAGCUUUGCCCUGGAGGAUUACCUGGUGUCCCAUGGCAUCCCCUGCUACUCUCUGGACGGAGACAACAUCCGGCACGGCCUGAACAGUGACCUGGGCUUCUCGGCAAAGGACCGCGUGGAGAACAUCCGCCGGGUCGCUCAGGUGGCUAAGAUGUUUGCGGACGGCGGCCUGGUCUGCGUCACCAGCUUCAUCUCCCCAUUCUCCAUGGACCGCGAGGAGGCCAAGAAAAUCCACAUGGCAAGCAACCUGCCGUUUUUUGAGGUGUUCAUCGACGCCUCUCUGGAAGUGUGUGAACAGCGCGACGUGAAGGGGCUGUACCGGAAAGCCCGGGCUGGAGAGAUCAAAGGAUUCACUGGGAUUGACUCCGACUACGAGCGCCCAGAGGCUCCGGAUCUGGUGCUGAAGACCGCAGAGCUGGGGGUGGCCGAGUGCCUUCAUCAGAUGGUGGAUCUGCUGCGAGAGCACAAUAUUGUCCCCAGUGGAAUGCUGGAGGAGGUCACCGAGCUCUUUGUCCCAGAAAACAAACUGUCCCUCGUUCUGGCCGAGGCAAAGACACUUCCCAAAAUCAGCAUCACCAAGCUGGAUCUGCAGUGGGUGCAGGUGUUGUCCGAGGGCUGGGCCAGUCCUCUGAGAGGCUUCAUGAGGGAGAAACCGUUCCUCCAGGUCAUGCACUUUGGAAGCCUCCUGGAUGAUGAAGCCAUCAACCAGUCCAUCCCCAUCGUGCUGGCCGUGAGCACUGAGACCAAACAGGAGCUGGACGGCUAUCCUGCUCUGGCUCUGGAGUACCAGGGAUCCCUGGUGGCCAUCCUGAGGUCGCCAGAGUUCUACGAGCACCGCAAAGAAGAGCGCUGUGCUCGGCAGUGGGGCACCAUCUGCCCCCAGCACCCCUACAUCAAGAUGGUGAUGGAGGGAGGAGAUUGGCUGGUCGGAGGAGAGCUGGAGGUUCUGGAGCGAAUCCGAUGGAACGACGGACUCGACCAGUACCGCCUCACGCCUCAGGAACUCAAGCAGAAGUUCAAAGCCAUGAAAGCAGAUGCGGUCUUUGCCUUCCAGCUGCGAAACCCGGUCCAUAACGGCCAUGCCCUCCUCAUGCAGGACACCAAGCGGCGCCUGCUGGAGCGAGGCUACAAGAACCCGGUGCUGCUACUGCACCCGCUGGGAGGCUGGACCAAGGACGAUGACGUGCCCCUGGAGUGGAGGAUGAAGCAGCACGCCGCCGUGUUGGAGGAGGGCGUUCUGGACCCAAAGAGCACCAUCGUGGCCAUCUUCCCCUCCCCCAUGAUGUACGCGGGGCCCACUGAGGUGCAGUGGCAUUGCAGGGCGAGAAUGAUCGCGGGGGCAAACUUCUACAUCGUGGGCCGUGAUCCAGCGGGAAUGCCCCAUCCCGAGACCAAGAAGGACCUGUACGAGCCCACGCACGGAGCCAAGGUGCUCACCAUGGCCCCAGGGCUCACCUCCGUGGAGAUCAUCCCCUUCAGAGUGGCAGCCUACAACAAGGCCAAGAAGGCAAUGGACUUCUACGACAAAGAGCGUCACGAUGAGUUCGAGUUCAUCUCCGGGACCAAGAUGAGAAACCUGGCCCGGAACGCCGAGAACCCUCCCGACGGCUUCAUGGCACCAAAGGCCUGGACGGUGCUGGUCGACUACUACACCUCCAUCAAGAAGGAAAACUAA
This is a messenger RNA of Knipowitschia caucasica, 1842 nucleotides long. The record is from the annotation of a GenBank genome assembly. Lineage: Eukaryota; Metazoa; Chordata; Actinopteri; Gobiiformes; Gobiidae.